This is a messenger RNA of Periophthalmus magnuspinnatus, 1639 nucleotides long. RefSeq names its product zinc finger protein 32-like. Gene Ontology annotation, biological process: regulation of transcription by RNA polymerase II. Gene Ontology annotation, molecular function: DNA-binding transcription factor activity, RNA polymerase II-specific; RNA polymerase II cis-regulatory region sequence-specific DNA binding. The record is from RefSeq and is a predicted model, not a curated record. The transcript has a single exon. Bases 82 to 1086 code for a protein of 334 amino acids. Lineage: Eukaryota; Metazoa; Chordata; Actinopteri; Gobiiformes; Gobiidae.
GAUAAGAGCGACCAUUUCCGGGUUUGAAUUGUGCGCGCUGCUAUAGCCCGAAGCUAAAGCUAAAAAUAGCAGUUUGUGAACAUGUUUAAAGGAAACCCGCUGAAAGAGGAGUGUGAGGAGGAACCGUGUCGCUCCGUGAGUCCAGACUCCGGUUUGAUCCAGAAUCUGAAGAAGGAAAUGACAGAAAUCACGCAGAUUAAAGAGGAGCCAGAGGAGCAGAGCAUUAAACAGGAGGACGAACCGCUGCCUGUCUCACAGAUCAGUGUCUGUGUGAAGACUGAAGACACUGAGACACGGGGACAGGAGACACAUUUACAACUUAAAACUGAAGCAGACACGGGGCAGUCCUCUGACACUGACAAUGAUGACAACUGGAGUGCGCCAUUCAGCUGUUCAGAUGCACAGAUGGAGAAUAAUGGAGCUCAGAACAACCACAGAGAACCACAGAUCAGAGACACAAGUCCUGCACAAACCUCAAACCAACUCCCUACAAACAAAUCUGACUCAGAGACCAGCGAAUCAGACGAGGAGACGUCCAAAAGUGAUGGAGACUCCUCGGAAAAUGACGUUCCCGAUUGGGUACACCAGUGUCCUUUUUGUAAGAAGAGGUUCAUGAGGAGAUAUCACUAUGACAACCACAUCAGAACUCACACCGGAGAGAAACCUUUCAGCUGUUCAAUCUGCAAGAAAGCGUUUGCAGCGGACUCCAGCCUCAAAGGACACAUGGCAGUGCACAACGAGCCGAAGAAUAACUGCCCCGUCUGCAAUAAAAGCUUUGUCCAAAAGAGCUACCUCAAAAUACACAUGAGGAUCCACAGCGGGGAGAGACCUUACAGCUGCUCCUUGUGCGAAAAGUCGUUUACGUCACCGAGUAAUUACAGCACACAUAUGAGAGCGCACAACGAAGACAGACGGUACACCUGCGACUUCUGCGGUAGAGCUUUUGUCCGCAGCAGUAAUCUCAAACAACACAUGUUACUACACACGGGAGAGAAACCUUUCAGCUGUUCAGUUUGUGAUGAAAAGUUUAUAAAGAAGCGCAGUUUACUCGCACAUAUGGAAAAUAAACAUGAUAAAUAUGAGUGAAAAGUCAGUGUGCAGCGUCUUUAAGGUUUUCUUUUAGGUUUGUCGAAAUCAGAUACUAAACGAUAAACUAGAAUGAAAACGUGAUACUCGCUGGAGCAGGUAUCGAUACUUUAUAAGUCCCAUUCACAAAACAGAAAUGAACCGUUCCUGGAUAUGUUUAGAACUUGAGCUGUAUCAGAACAAGUAUCAGACACAGACGACACCCACGGACACAAUGAACUGACUGAGGGAUCACACACGUAGAACACACAGAGAACGCACAUAGAACACACAGAAUACACAUAGAACACAUACAGGACACACAUAGAACACACACAGAAUGCACACAGAAUGCACAUAGAACACACAGAACGCACACAUAGAACACACACAUAGAACACACACAGAACACACAGGACGCACACAUGGACAUAGAAAACAAAGUACCAACAUUUAAAGCUAAAAGUCACAUAUUGUUUUUAUCAUCGUAGUAUCGGAAUCGUAUCGAGUAUCGAGUUUACUCCUUGGUAUCGAAAUCGAGUUUUAAAAUUUAGUAUCGUGACAGGACGACUUU